AUGGCACUUAAUAAAAAAGUGGUAGUAUCGGGGAUUUCCCUGAUACUUGUGGUUGGUGCGGUCAUCGGAGCGGUGGUGGCCGUAGUCCACUACCAAAAGAAGCCGGGAAGCGAGUCUCUAACAGCGCAGCAGAAGAUGGUGACCCAAAUCUGUAAUUUCACCGACUACCAACAGGAAUGCCAGAAGAGCCUCGGCCCCGUCUCACAAAAUAACAACGCCGAGUUUAAGGACUACGUAAAGGCCGCAUUGAUGUCCAUCUCUGAGGAGGCCAACAAGGCCUUGAACACGUCCGGUUCACUUCUCGUCGACGCCAAAAAUGGCACCUCCGCCAAGAGGACGCUCGAGGAGUGCAAGAACAUGUUGAAGGAAGCUGUUGCCGAGGUGCAGGCGGUGUCCUCGUACGUGGGCGAUGCUGACAUGCACACCAUGGAGGACCGCGUGAUGGAGCUCAAGGCCUGGAUUGGAAGCGUCAUCAGUUAUUCCACCACCUGCCUUGAUAUAAUUGGCGAAAACGACCACAACCUCUACGAGGCAUUGAAGGACCCCAUCGGCAACGCCUCUGCCAGCACAGACAAUGCAUUGGCCAUCGUUGGUGAGAUCAGCAAUGUCCUCGGCAUGUUCGGUGUCAAAGUUAAGGACAAGGCCUUGAAUGGCGGAGGAACUCAACGCCGGCUUUUGCAAAACGAGCUCAGCAGCGACGGGAUCCCGACCUGGUUCUCGGCUUCCGACCGCAAGCUCAUGGGGUUGCAAGACAACGGGAGGUUGAGGCCUCACAUCGUUGUUGCCAAGGACGGGUCUGGCCAGUACAAGAGCAUCAACGACGCGCUUAAGGCGUACCCGUACGGACAGAGAGGGCGAUACAUUAUUUACGUCAAGGCCGGAGUUUACAAUGAGUAUGUUUACGUGGACAAGAAAAUGAUCAACGUCUACAUGUACGGAGAUGGACCCAGAUCCACCGUCGUGACUGGAAGCAAGAGCGAAGCUGGAACCGGUGACAAAAUCUCCACCAGUGGUACAUUCCAAGUGUUUGGACCGGGUUUCAUUGGAAGGUCCAUGGGAAUCAUUAACACCGCCGGUCCAGAGGCAAGGCCAGCCGUUGCUCUCCGUACGGUCGGGGACCAAAUCGCCUUCUUCAACUGCAGGAUCAGCGGAUACCAAGACACCUUGUACAUGCAGUCCGGCCGACAGUUCUUCCGAAACUGUGUUAUCUCCGGACACGUGGACUACAUCUUCGGUGACGCCCGCGCAUACAUUCAGAACUCGUUGAUCAUCGUGAGGAAGUCAACCAACCCGCAGCAGAAUCAAGCCUUCAUCACCGCUCCCGGAAGGCAGUUCAAGCACGAGAUCGGCGCCAUCAUCAUCCACAACUGCAGGAUCGUCCCCGAGCAGAAGCUCGUCCCCACGAGGUUCGAGGUGAGGACAUACUUGGGAAGGCCGUGGAAGCCCUACUCCAGGGCUGUCUUCAUGGAGAGCACUUUGGCAGACUUCAUCAGGCCGGAGGGAUACUCCGCUUGGGACGGCAAGGCCGGGAACACCCAACACGCCUUCUUCGGAGAGUUUAAGAACCGCGGCCCCGGUGCCAACCUUGCAAAGAGGGCCAGGUGGAGUGGUGACGGCUUCUACGGAGAGAUGAACAGGGCCACCGCCGUGCAGUUCACAGCUCAACCCGCCCUGUUGGCUGAUCGCUGGUUGAAAUUUGCUAACAUUCCGUACCUCCCCGGCUUCAUUAGUGCUGAUGCCUAA
Malus domestica (apple) is the source of this 1743-nucleotide messenger RNA. RefSeq names its product pectinesterase. NCBI's taxonomy places the organism in Eukaryota, Viridiplantae, Streptophyta, Magnoliopsida, Rosales, Rosaceae. Gene Ontology annotation, molecular function: pectinesterase activity; pectinesterase inhibitor activity. The record is from RefSeq and is a predicted model, not a curated record. Gene Ontology annotation, biological process: cell wall modification.